Molecule: messenger RNA, 3102 nt
Organism: Sparassis crispa
Lineage: Eukaryota; Fungi; Basidiomycota; Agaricomycetes; Polyporales; Sparassidaceae
Exons: 12
Coding region: 1-3102 (1033 amino acids)
Molecular function (GO): protein binding
Source: RefSeq, a predicted model, not a curated record
AUGCUCUCCCCGUCGCCCUCAUCGUCUGCAGUAACCAUCCCAACGCCUGGGAAGUCUAUCCUGAAGCGUCCUCCUCCACCUCAGCAGCCGUUCUUCUCGCUCGCGCGACUCUCGAAGCUACUUCCUACACAGCAACAAACUAGCACGAGUAACGAUGAGGCAACAGCGCUCAAACGAGCUCAUUUUAUACUCCCUGAGAUGACGACGGUAUAUCCAAUAUCUGCUGCAAAUCCUCCUUCAACCCCGACCCUCAAGGAAGAGAAGAGGUCGAUUGAGGAGCGCGAAGCGGAGCGGAGACGUCGGAUCGUUCGAGGAAGUCCUUCGGGUCCAGACGCCAACAGCUCUGAAGAUUGGUGGAGCCUCGACAAGGUGGAAUCAUUCUAUAGGGAGUGCUGUGCAGGCAGAGAGGAAAAACCCGAUGCAGGCAUCUCCGCUGCGUUUAAACAGCAUGCCGCAGGCAGUCAUCCGCGUACUGUUGAUCUUUCGGGAGUACAGCUUACUGUGGGAUCAGCUUCAGUUUUGUCCGACGUCUUCACCAUCGAAUGGGGACUUCGGAAACUUGUGUUCAAGGAAUGCGAUUUGGAUGAGCAUGUUUUAAAACCCAUGCUGCAUGCUCUUCUCAUUCCAGACAGCCUGACAUUCCUCUCUGUCGCCUCUAAUAGGCGACUGAAGGCUUCGGCAUUCCGCUUGAUUGGUGCAUAUGUUCUGAAGACGAGGUGCUUGCAAUUCUUAGAUCUGUCACAGAAUACACUGGACAAGAGAUCUGUUGAAUACAUCGCGGCUGCAUUGCCGGUAGCUCCCAAUCCUGGCCUUGUCUCUCUUCGGUUGGACGACUGUUCACUGAAGCCUGCGGCACUGGACGCGCUCGCUAAUGUAGUGCGGAAGUCGUCACUACGGAAUAUCUCUCUGCGACACAACCGUAUUAACGCCACGGGUGCAGUAGCCCUUGCCCUCAUGAUUAGGGAUUACCCCGAUCGGAUACCUACGACGAAUGGAAAUUCUGGCCCUUCGUCUCCGAUAACAAUUAGCCCAAAUUCUUCCUCCAUAUUUCUAUCACCACCCCAAACACCGUCAUCUCCGCAAGUGUCUCUCCCAAAUCCCGAUAGAACGGUCACACCGCCUCUGCGCACAGGUCCAGUCCUUCCUCCACCACGUCAUCCUUCUACAGCUCCGCAGACUACAUAUACACCCUAUGUGCCUCGUGCACGACGGGCUCCUACAGCACCUUCGCAUCUGAGUUACCCUAAUCCGCUUUCACCCAAUGGUCAGCAGGUUCCAAUCAUUGCAACAUCUGCGCAAGGGGGUGUAACAGCAAGAUAUCCUAUCUCUCCUAACUCGUCAACAAUUUCUAUUGUCAACGGGUCAGCGAUGCCGCAACAUUAUGAUCAUGGCCCCAGUGCUGCACUGUUGGAUAAAGUGCGAGCAUUAGAUACUCUCCCACGGCUAGGGGCGUUGAGGACGUUGGAUUUGAGGGGCAAUGAUAUCAGAAAUGGUAUCGCCUAUAUCGCGCAAGUUCUGAAGCGCAAUCGGACGCUCAAGGUACUGAAUCUGAGCGAGAACAAGCUAGAUAUACAAGGCUUGAUCUCGAUCGCCGAAGCAUUGAAAUAUAACUCGUGUCUCGAGACGCUGGACCUAAGCAAAAAUCCAUGCUGCGGUCCUGGGUUGGAAGGGAUACAGUCUCUUCGGACUGCGUUCACGCUGAAUGAUGCCCUGAAGCGGUUAUUCCUUUCGUCUACGAAUAUGACCUCCGCGGGGGCAAUCGCUCUUGCCGAGUUUCUGCCAGAAUCAACGUCCCUUCUUCAUCUUGAUCUGACUUUGAACAACUUGGACCUCGCAGGUGUCAUGGCACUCAGUUCGGGUCUCAAAGCGAAUCAUACAAUGCGAUGUUUAGACUUGAACAUCCCUCCAGCAGACGAGGAAAUGGCUCGGAUGUGUCGUGAUAUCCUGAACUCUUGUGUCCGAAAUACAGAAGAGGCGGAAAAGAUCCAUCAAGCUGCGAAUACGGAUGGUUCGAGUGGGCGUGGGCAAGCCAAGGGCUUAUGGGGCAUGAUCGAAGAAAGCGAGUUGGCGAAACUUAUCCGGCAGGACGACAAGAAAAAGGUCGAUGAGCAUGUUGAAGCUUCGCCUGUGUCUGCACGGGACCCAACUGACUUGACUUCCACGGAACAGACCCAGUCUGACCUCGUUGCUCGAGCGCGCUCUUGUAAGAGCCAAUUGGAAGAGGUUCUUGCUCGUUCGCCUUCGUCUUCGUCAACAUCCGUUGCUUCCAUUCCAGACGAUUUACCGUAUCUCACUGACCGGGCGAGGGAGGUGCAGAGGCUUCUCGUGGCUACGAUUGAAGUGACUACCGAGGCUACUCGGCUGGAGGAGCUGUUGGUGCUCAAUGAUGAGCUAUCGGGCUUAUUGAAACGGUGUCUAACUCAACCGUCCACCCUUUCAUUGCGCGGACUCGGUAUCCACAUCGAUACUACCGCGCGGAAUGGUGUUGGAGCAGGUUUGAAUGGUAGCGGCCAUGCAACAGGUGGUCCGGAGGAUGGCAAGGGUCGCGCUCAGCCUGAACCAGAGGAACCUGAAAAAGUCCUUACGCCAACAUUCUUGAUCUCGGAGUCUGACGACGAGGAAGGUGAAGGACACCAUAUACUGCGAGCAGACACCGAGGACGCGCUCUCCCCUACGGACUUAUCGAGAAGCUGGGUAGAAGAAGAGGGCGAAGUCUUCCGAAAGGGAACGGUCCUACUCGGACCCGAGGAAAUGGAGGGCGAAUACGACGGAGAGGAACUGCGCAGAGAGCUGUUGGAAGCCAUGGUCGAACGGCCGCCUCCAAGAGCUGUUGUCGACGAUUUCGGUACAGAAAUUCCACCUGAACCAACCCCAUUGCCUGCGUCGCCUCAAGACGGAAAGAGCUUUGACCUCAAGCUUCCUCCGCGCCCAUACAUACGCCGCUCACGAUCUUCCUCGUCGACGACAAACUCAGGUGAUGCUUCGCCGACUGCUGAGAAUUCCCCAAUCAGCCCUGGAGGCACCAGUCCGGCUGUUGCGAGCGCUCAGAAGAGGUCGUUGUUGGGCAGAACGUUGUCGUCUAGCCCAAAAGAUUCUGACUGA